AUUGGUUACUCGAGGUCAUGUUUUCAUUAAGAAAAUAGUCGUGGGACUUGUUUGAUUUUAUGGCAGUUUACGAACACGAACACUUACUAUUUUAAACGUUUUGUUCCCAUGGUGAUCGGCGAUCCCAAACUUUGACUUUGAAUGGUAACAACUUAACGAGGAAUGCAGGAUGUCAGAACCAAGGAGAAAGAGACAGAGGACCACGGAAGAUAACACCUCUUUAUACGAAAAUUGUGACAUAGCCAAUGAGGUAGGCUGUGGUGUAAUACAGAAUAUCACAGUAAAAAAUUUUAUGUGCCAUGAACAUUUGGCCUUAAAUUUUAACGACAAGAUAAACUUAGUGCAAGGAAGAAAUGGGAGUGGAAAGAGUGCUAUUCUUAGUGCAGUAGUCAUUGCACUAGGAGGAAGCACCAGAAUUACAAGUCGAGGAAGUAACAUUAAGGACCUGAUCAAGUAUGAUAAGCAAACAGCAAGUGUCCAGUUAACCUUGAAGAACAAUGGGAAGGAUGCAUUUAAGCCUGAUGUAUAUGGGACAAGUAUCAUCAUAGAAAGGAAAUUAAACCAAUCUGGGGCCACCUCCUAUAGCCUCAAAAGUGAAAGUGGAAAAGUUGUCUCCAUGAAGAAAGAAGAGCUAAGAAGACUUUGUGAUCAUUUUAACCUGAUGGUAGAAAAUCCUCUGAUGGUCCUUAAUCAGGAUAUGUCCAGAUCAUUCCUAAGUUCUCUGGAUCCCCAUAAUUUGUACAAAUUUUUUUACCAAGCAACACAACUGCAGCAGUUAACAGAUUGUUACAAUCAGUUGAAUGAAUAUUUGGAGUCAUCAGCAGCAUUGAUAAAGGAUCAGGAAGCAUGUUUUCAAGUAAUAGAGAGAGACAUGCAAGAGGUAAAAAGUCAACACCAGUUAUGCCUCAGACAAGAAAAUAAAAGAAUGAAGUUGAAAGAUUUGAGGAAAGAGCUAGUAUGGGCAAGGAUUUCAGAAAUUGAGAAAGAAAGUGAGCUCUGUCAAAAGGAAGUUAAUGAGGUAACAUCUUUAGUGAGCAAACUGAAAGAAAAGCAACGUACACUGGAGGAACAAGUACAAGAUUCUACCAAUAAACACAAAGAGUUGGUGCAGAAGUUUGAAGAUUUAACUAACAAAAUUACAGUAGAAAGGGCUUCAUACAAGGGAAAAAGUGCUGCACAGUCCACGGCUAAAGCAAAAUUUAAAGCAGUCCAGAGGGAGAUAGACAAGCAUGUACGUCGCAUUCAGGUUAUUAACGGUGAAAUUGAAGCCCUCAAAUUGACUAUUGAGAGAGAUUUUACUGAAGUUCAGCGUGUUUGGGAAGAACACAACAAACAGCAUCAAGAGGAGAUAGAAAAGGUACAGACAGAAGUAAGCAACAUAGAAAGCAUUAAGAAGACUGCAGAGACCCAUCAUUCAAAUAUCGAGCAUACUAUAAAAGUGAAAUUGGAUAAUUUUCAACAGCUACAGUUUGAAGAAAACAUGACAAAUCGGAAAAUAAAGGGUCUGGAACAAGAAUUGAAAAAUCUUCAGAGCCAGCAUACAAAUUCUUUUACAGUUUUUGGAACUUGGGUACAACCAUUGCUUGAAAAAAUUGAUAUAACUUUUAGACAAAGGAGGUUUUCUACCAAACCUGUGGGCCCAUUGGGUGCUUACAUUGAGAUGCGGGACAAUAGAUGGACUCACAUUGCAGAAAUGGUUAUAGGGUCAAGGAUGUCAGCCUUUUGUGUAAAUUCUCAUAAUGAUGAGAAAGUCCUUCGAAGCCUCUUUCAGGGAAUAAAUUUUGGAGGUCUCACGCCUACAAUUAUUUGUUGCAAAUUUAGACCUAGACAUAGUCUUGAUGUAAUAUCCAGAUAUGAAGUCCGUUCUGAAGCAUAUCCUUCACUUUGGUCUGUUGUGAAUAUAAAAAAUGAUGUCGUCGCUAAUUUAAUCCUUGAUCGUAACCAAAUAGAAACAGUUUUAUUAAUCCCAACUGCUGAAGAGGCUGGUGAGAUACUGAAAAAUGUUGAUACGGUUCCACCAAACUGUAAAAUUGCUUACACAUUGAAUGGUGACAGGUAUUUCCCAGAUCCAAAUUACAGAGUGUACUCUGGUCCUGGCAAGAGGCCUGCCAGAUUCCUGCAGGUAUCUGUAGGAGAAAGAGCCCAGGAAGUUGCCAGAGAUAUUGGAAGAUAUAAAGAAGAGAUAGUUGGAAUAAAGCAGUCUUGUGCAAACCUAGAAUCAGAGUUAUUUGAUCUUAAAGACCAAGAGAGAAAAUCAAAUGACAAAAUGAGAACCCAGAGGGUGUCAAUUCAAAAGCUACGUGCCAGAUUGACACAACUUACAAAUCAGGUAGGGCCACCUCCACCACCAAAUGUAACCCAAAUUGAGGAAGAUAAACGAGAACAAGAAGCUAGAAAAGCUGAAGUUGAAGAGAGAUUAUCUGAAUUGAAAGAGAGCCUAAUAACAGCAGAACAAGAGUACAAGGAAGCAGAUGAUAUUUUUUCAAAGUCCAACAGCCAAAUAUCAGAGCUCUCUGAGACUGCUCACAACUUAGAGAAAGUGAUGACAAAAACAGAGGAAUCAUAUCUGUCAAGUACGGAACAGCUGAAAGCUAUAAAGAAAAAAUGUAAGUUGCAUAACAACAAGAAAGAAGAAUUGGAUAAGAAAAUUUGUGAAGUAGCUGAGAGACUAAGAAAAGAAGUAAUGAUGGCGGAAAAGUUUUUACCACGAAAGAACACCACAAGGUCCCCAAUAGAUAUAGAUAGAGAAUACAAAACCUUAGAAGAAAAACUAAAUAGAGAGCAAACAAGUCUUGGAGAUCCAGUCAAAAUAGCUGAGAAGUUAAAGGAAAUGACAGAGAAAUAUGCAAGACUAAAGGCAGAACAUCAAGAAAGCAAAAACUUAAUGCAGAAACUCAAAAAGAGUCUAAGGGAACGAUGUCAAAUGGGAAAGAGUGUUCGCAAAGUGGUUUCCAUUAUUGUGAAGACACGUUUCAAAGAAAUCUUGAGCAAUCGCAAUCUUAAGGGAAGAUUGGUGUUCAACUUUGAAAAUGAAACUCUUGCAGUUCAACUGUCAAAGAUUGAGGGCAAUUUGGUUGAACUUGACAGUACUACAAAAAAUAAACAAGCACAAAAGAAGAGUCAACAAGAGAACCUGUCUAUGAUGUCUGGAGGGGAACGAUCUUUUUCAACUGUAGCACUGAUUCUAGCCCUUUGGGAAGUAAUGGAUUCUCCUGUCAGAAUGCUUGAUGAGUUUGAUGUCUUCAUGGAUAUUGUGGCCAGGAGACAAAGCUUGGAUAUGAUGAUAACAAAUGCAGAGCCCAAGACUCAGUACAUAUACCUCACACCUUUGGAAGUAAACCAGAGUCACAUUACAGGAGGAGUUAAUGUAUUCAGAAUGCCAGAUCCAGAAAGAACAGCUACAGCAUAAACCAUCAAGGAAUUUUUAGAAUUAAAACGGAUUGUAAAUGUUUUAAAAGGUGCCUCAGACAAUAUAUUUUCUUUAUUUAAAAAGAACAUUGCUUUUUGAUAACUGAAAGGACAUAUUUUUUAAUAAAUUGUACAAAAACCCUUACGGUUAUGCCAUUGCUUAGGCUAAAAUCAAUUUAGACUGUAUUUGUAACAAUUUUUAUUUAGAAAAGUAAGGAUGUACAGAUUUUGUUUUCUUAAUAAAAUAUAUAAAGUUA
This is a messenger RNA of Macrobrachium nipponense, 3665 nucleotides long. RefSeq names its product structural maintenance of chromosomes protein 6-like. The coding region runs from base 170 to 3409 and encodes 1079 amino acids. NCBI's taxonomy places the organism in Eukaryota, Metazoa, Arthropoda, Malacostraca, Decapoda, Palaemonidae. Gene Ontology annotation, molecular function: damaged DNA binding; single-stranded DNA binding; ATP hydrolysis activity. Gene Ontology annotation, cellular component: site of double-strand break; Smc5-Smc6 complex; nucleus. The transcript has 25 exons. The record is from RefSeq and is a predicted model, not a curated record. Gene Ontology annotation, biological process: double-strand break repair via homologous recombination.